This is a messenger RNA of Euleptes europaea (tarantolino), 1240 nucleotides long. Its product is annotated as carbohydrate sulfotransferase 5-like. Gene Ontology annotation, biological process: keratan sulfate proteoglycan biosynthetic process; N-acetylglucosamine metabolic process. The transcript has 3 exons. NCBI's taxonomy places the organism in Eukaryota, Metazoa, Chordata, Lepidosauria, Squamata, Sphaerodactylidae. The record is from RefSeq and is a predicted model, not a curated record. The annotation marks the transcript as partial. Gene Ontology annotation, molecular function: N-acetylglucosamine 6-O-sulfotransferase activity.
CAUACACCCAUACAAGACUGUGUCAGUCUUGAAGGGAAGCUUCUUCCUGCCUGAAGGAACCACCUGAAAAAGGAAGAGGUGACCCCAACAGAAGCCUAGAAAGAUGCUUAUUAGAGUCAACACUUGCCACAUUCUCAUCGCCUCAGCGUUUGUCCUGCUCUUCAUAUUCUCGUCUUGGAGAAGACAUGAGUGGCACCAGGGAGCCUGUGCCUCCAACAGGACUCACGUGCUGAUUCUCUCUACCUGGCGCUCUGGAUCCACUCUGGCAGGCCAACUUUUCAGCCAAAACCCAGAGGUCUUCUACUUGAUGGAGCCUGCAAAGCACGUGUGGGUCAGCAUGCCUUGGGGCAGCCCUGAGCUCCUUCAGGGGCCGCUGCGGGACUUGCUGCGCUCCGUAUUCCUGUGCGACAUGACAGCCCUGUGCUCUUACAUCAAGCAGCCCAGCAAGGUCUACCAGGUCUUCAUGUGGUUCAUGAGCCGGGCCUUGUGUUCUCCUCCAGCCUGUGAAGCCUUCAGCCGCUCUGACAUCAUAGAUAUGGCGGACUGCAAAGCUCGUUGUGGUCACUCCCCUAUAGAGAUGGUUUCAGAGGUCUGCACCACUUACAGCCACGUUGUGGUCAAGACUGUACGCUUUUUCCAACUGGAAGCACUUUAUCCGCUCCUGACAGAUCCUUCCCUCAAUCUCCACGUUAUACACUUGGUCAGGGACCCCCGGGCUGUGUACGCUUCCCGUCAGAUCGUCUCCCUUUACUUUGACGAUCUGCUCAUCAACAAUGCUGUCAAUGCCACCCCCAGCACCCCUGUGGUCAUGCGCAAGAUCUGCCACAGCCAGGCCGGGAUGUACCUCACGGCCUUGAACCAACUGCCUCCAGCUCUGAGGAGGCGGUAUCUCCUAACACGGUAUGAAGAUCUAGUGAGGGACCCCGUCAGGCAGUUGGUAGAGUGGUACCGUUUCACUGGCUUGACUUCCUCCCGUAAGCUUGAGGCUUGGGUGUACAACAUAACACACCGGCCUGCCAUCAAUGCCGACCAAGCCAAAAUCGAUCCCCUGGGGAUACAGAAAAAUGCCCACAUGGUAUCACAGGCUUGGAGGAAGCGCCUCAACUUCCAGGAAGUGAAAGAAGUGCAAAACAGCUGCCAACUAGCGAUGAAAGUCUUUGGCUAUAGACAGGUGGAGUCAGAGCAGGAGCAGAGAGAUUUGAUGUUGGACCUUGUCCUUCCCAAAAAGAAAGAUCAGUUC